Messenger RNA from Amphimedon queenslandica, 1083 nucleotides. RefSeq lists its product as uncharacterized. The record is from RefSeq and is a predicted model, not a curated record. Gene Ontology annotation, cellular component: membrane. NCBI's taxonomy places the organism in Eukaryota, Metazoa, Porifera, Demospongiae, Haplosclerida, Niphatidae. The transcript has 3 exons. The coding region runs from base 22 to 864 and encodes 280 amino acids.
UUUUGGCUGGUAAUCUGAGAGAUGCUUUCGCCUGAGAGCUGUCGUGUAGUGGCUGGAAAGAAUUCUACCAUUUAUACCCGUGGAUCUUCUCUGUCCCCAAAAGUAUCAGAUGUUGUUGCUCUUCACAAAGAACUGAGCGCUAAACUGAGUUAUUACAAGAAAGAAGCAAAGUGUACAGGAACCUUCUCCUCCCCCACUGAUAAUGGGGGUGAACACAAUACUCCAUUGUCUACUCAGCUAUUAAGCACACCUAAUAAGAUCCACUCUGGAGGUAGCUCUAAUAUCAGCACUGGCUCACAGGACAGCAGCAAAGUGCAGUUACCACUGGAUCGCAACACUCCUGUAUCAUCAUUCCUGCUACCAACUGCUCCCCCACCAUCCCCUGGAGACUAUUUGGAAACAAGUGAACUCCCAUUGGAUCCAAGCCAAUUACAUCAACAGCAGUCUCAGCCUCCUCUCCACUCUCAGUUGUUGUUGUGUCCUCAUGUAAUGAAGCCACCACCUAUAAUCGUGACACCAGCUCCUGAAGAUGAAAAGGUUAGCAGUCACGGUAAGGAGUGUUCUUCCGCAUCUGAUAAGCCGGUUAGUAUAGAAGAGGAAGCAGCCAUAUCUAGUUAUCUCCAUAUAUCAGUGAUUGUGAUGUUUUUAUGUCUUUUUGUCAAUCCUUUUGGAGUGAUUUGUGGUAUUGCUGCUUUGUUAUCGUCUUGUCUUUCAAAGCAUUACAACAAACAAGGUCGAUAUAAUUUGGCAAACAGCUACAGUAGGUGUGCCUUCAUCUUAAAUAUCAGUUCAAUUGUAACCGGAAUUGGAAUUAUCUCUAUUGUUAUUCCAGUUGUGGUAGUCGUGGCAACCAAUACCAAUUAACUCCUCAAAAAAAUAAUCAAUCAAUUCACUCAGUCAUUUUAAUAUCAAAUUAUUAUAAACUGAACAGAUUUUAAUCAUAACGUUGUGUAGUGUUAGUAUAUGUAUGUGUGUGUCAGAAAUGAUUCCAAAUUAAUAAAUGUCAAGAAUAACCAUGUAUAACACUAUUAUUGACAGUGGUAACCAUUAAUGUUGAUUCCAUUAGUUACAAUUCACAUUAAA